This is a messenger RNA of Plasmopara halstedii, 327 nucleotides long. RefSeq names its product reverse transcriptase. The coding region runs from base 1 to 327 and encodes 108 amino acids. NCBI's taxonomy places the organism in Eukaryota, Oomycota, Peronosporomycetes, Peronosporales, Peronosporaceae. The record is from RefSeq and is a predicted model, not a curated record. The transcript has a single exon.
AUGACGGGUGAAGAAUAUGGCGAAGUCCGCCUCGAGGCUAUGUCUGCAGUAGAUGCUCUUCUUGGGCUGGACGAGAUGUCCCUUGAAGAGCUCGGCAGUGCCUUGAAGGCAGACGAUUUGGUCGAAGUGGUCAUUGUACUACCGGACGAGGAGAUAGACUCGUCAUCGCUUUUGGAUGAAGCUGUCUCGGAAGCCACCAAGAGAGUGCUGAACGCACGGAGUGGAUCGUCGAUUCUACGGAAUCCCUUGGAUCCGUACUAUCCUUUGGUAAAGGAAUUUUAUGACGUCGUCCCUAAAGACCCGCCUUCGGUUUUACCUCCGGACUGA